AACCUAACCCCUCCAAAGCUGCUUUUAGUGUGUCGGCUCCAUUAAGUUCUAUAAGGUCUUGGGAGUAACUGGAAUCACUGAGCCAGAUGAAGGGGUUAGGAUUGUGAUGUAGGUGGGAAGAGGCUGAGAUUAGCCAGGGCCACAGUAAGGGUCCCCCUGGCUUGUAUAGUUCUUUUCUAUCCUUUCCAGGCCUCUCUUCCUAACUGUGCUGACCUUCUAGGUGCCAAACCAGUGUGUGGAGGCUCCAGUAUACCCCACGCCUCCAGUAUACAGCCCUGGCAAACAGGGAUUCAAACCGAAAGGACCAAACCCUGCUGCCCCCAUGACCAGUGCCACGGGGGGCACAGUGGCCACCUUUGACUCCCCACCAACGCUGAAGACCCGACGGGCCAAAGGUGCCAGCGGACUCCCAGAAGCUGCAGGGAAGCCAAAGGCUCAGAAACUCAAGUGCUCAUACUGUGACAAGUCAUUCACCAAAAACUUCGACCUGCAGCAGCACAUCCGAAGCCAUACGGGGGAGAAGCCCUUCCAGUGCAUUGCAUGUGGCCGUGCCUUUGCCCAGAAAUCUAAUGUCAAGAAACACAUGCAGACUCAUAAGGUGUGGCCUCCAGGGCGUAGCGGUGGCACUGUCUCUCGCAACUCUGUGACCGUACAGGUCAUGGCCCUCAACCCCAGCAGGCAGGAAGAUGAGGAAAACGCAGGGUUGGGCCAGUCCCUGUCGAGUGCCCCACAGCCUCAGGCCUUGCCCGCAGCAGGUGAGGAUGAAGGGGACAAAUUGGAGGCCAAGCAGGUCGUUCUCAUUGACAGCUCCUACCUGUGCCAGUUUUGCCCCAGCAAGUUCAGCACCUACUUCCAGCUCAAGUCCCACAUGACCCAGCAUAAGAAUGAGCAGGUAUACAAGUGUGUUAGAGGGUCUCAGAACUGA
Molecule: messenger RNA, 925 nt
Organism: Canis lupus familiaris (dog)
Lineage: Eukaryota; Metazoa; Chordata; Mammalia; Carnivora; Canidae
Product: zinc finger protein 341-like
Exons: 5
Coding region: 323-925 (200 amino acids)
Source: RefSeq, a predicted model, not a curated record